GGGAAGGGGGUGCACAUUCCCGCAUUGGCUGUGCAGCCGACUCCAGGGUGCUUUGCGGGACUCCAUAGCCGAACAUGGGGUUUAAUUUUGUCACCGUUUACGUAAAGCGGCUCUGAAGAACCAAACUAUGGAAAAGCGCUCCUGAAGGAGGACAAUGUGUCGGUUUCUGUGAACAAUUCACUUAUCUCCAUCCGAGCGCGCUUGGCAGAAAGUAGAGAGAAAAAAGGAGAGACGCGAGGCUUUACUGGAAACUCAGACUUACUUUCACGGUCCUUGGAUCCUCAGCGCUCUUCCAAGGACUCUGGGAACCGAGUCAGAAAGUUUCAUGCUGAAUGUCCCUGCAUUAACCUGAGGUCCAGGGUGUAAGGGGAGCAUUAGGUCUCAGAGCUCCAAUGCCAGUGGACAUGCAGCCACACCAGGGGCUGUAUUACUACGAGACCUCACCCAGCCAGCCCUCCAGAGGCAUACUCCCAUCAGAUCAGUCUCCCUACAGUGAUGUGUCUUCGCUUCGUGCUCCGCUCCUCGACGGCCCGCCCCAGGACUGCCACGCUAUGUAUAAUCCCAUGACUCAUGGAUCAGGACCAGGGCAGGGAAUUGGCCCCUGCUUGGAUCAAUAUAUGAGGCACCCUCAAGCCCCACCACCCCACGGUAUGAUGGGCCACAGGGGCAUGCCGCCCGCAGAAGGUGGUAACAGUGCCCCCUACUGUAACCAGAACAACAUGAUGUCUCAUCACAAUUUCUGCCAAGUUCAACAUGGCUCUGAUCAGAUUGGAUCAGGUGAUGGCUCGAGGUUCUCCACACCUCGUUCCAUGCUUAAGCUAAGCAAAAAGAGAGCUCUGUCCAUCUCUCCUCUGUCUGAUGCCAGCGUGGACCUGCAGACAGUAAUCCGGACCUCACCGAAUUCCUUAGUGGCCUUUGUCAACUCUCGCUGCAACCCCAACGGCACUAGCUCCUAUGGUCAUCUCUCUGUGAGCGCUAUGAGUCCAUCGCUCGGUUAUUCCAGCAAUAUAAAUUGCCAGUCCAGACAACAAGGGUCCGUGUAUGGAGGAGGAACACCUCUGGGAGGACACACACCAGGCCCCUGCCAAGCUUCACGUUUACCUCCCCACAAUCCUCGGCUCCAUGCUCCGCCCAAACACGGACACCUGAAGACAGAGCCAGGUCUUGGAGGUGCGAUUGAUGGCAUGAAUGUGAAGAGCCUGGAGGAGAGGUCAGAGGGAGAUGUAGCUAGCCCUUCUUCCACUGGCACUCAGGACCCUCUUCUGGGCCUUCUGGAUGGCCGAGAUGAUUUGGACAAAGAGGACGGGAAGCCUGAACCAGAGGCCAUCUAUGAGACCAACUGUCGCUGGGAGAGCUGCAACAAGGAAUUUGACACACAAGACCAGCUAGUUCAUCACAUCAACAACGAGCACAUCCACGGCGAGAAGAAGGAGUUUGUGUGUCACUGGCAGGAGUGCUCUCGAGAACAGAGGCCUUUCAAAGCCCAGUACAUGCUGGUGGUUCACAUGCGCAGACACACAGGAGAGAAGCCACACAAGUGCACUUUUGAAGGCUGUAAUAAGGCCUACUCUCGCCUGGAGAAUUUGAAGACCCACUUGCGCUCUCACACUGGGGAGAAACCAUAUGUGUGUGAACAUGAAGGCUGCAACAAAGCCUUCUCCAAUGCUUCAGACCGAGCUAAACACCAGAACCGAACUCAUUCCAAUGAGAAACCUUAUGUGUGUAAAAUCCCUGGUUGUACCAAGCGAUACACAGAUCCAAGCUCUCUGCGUAAACAUGUAAAGACCGUGCACGGCCCUGAGGCCCACAUCACCAAGAAACAUCGUGGAGACACUGGCCCUCGUCCCCCCGGUUCAGUUAUGAACCCUGGAGGUCCCAACUCUGAACUGCUGCUGGAGAAAGAAGAGACACGCAGAGAAGACUGCAAACUAUUGGCUCCUGAGACUUCUCUGAAAUCCCAACCAAGCCCUGGUGGUCAGUCUUCCUGCAGUAGCGAACGUUCUCCACUGGGGAGCACCAACAACAACGACAGCGGCGUAGAAAUGAACCCCAAUGCAGCCGGUAGUCUGGAGGACCUCACAGCAUUGGAAGAUGGAGUUGCAGGUGGAGGAGGAGGUGGAGGGGAGCCGGGAACAAUGGGAAUGUCAGCGCAGGCUCUGAAGAGGCUGGAGAACCUAAAGAUUGACAAGCUGAAGCAAAUCCGCAGGCCAACCCCUCCUGGGCGCGGAGGCAGCAACAAGCUUCCUGCAAUACCUGGUACAUGGUGUCAUAAAACAAGUCCAGGGGAGAGUAUGGGAAUGUGUGCACCUUCUCCACUUCUCUCAAAUCGACGUGUUAUGGAGCUGUCCAAUCACGAGCUUGGAGGGGGAACAGUUGCCUGCUCUACUAAUGACAGGAGAGGAAGUGGCACCAGCAGUCUAAGCUCAGCCUACACCGUGAGCCGUCGUUCCUCCAUGGUGUCUCCUUACCUGUCCAGCCGACGCUCCAGUGAUGGCUCGCAAAUGGGAGCACCGGUUGGGGGAGGAUGUCACCUUCUGGGUGCAGAACAGGCUGGGGGAGACCCUCUCUCUCCUGAGACCAAUCGCAGAGGAGCUCCGUGUCCUGGAGGAGGGUUGCCUGGCCUUCCUAAUUUAACCCCAGCUCAGCAGUACAGCCUAAAAGCCAAAUACGCUGCAGCCACUGGUGGACCACCACCUACUCCUUUACCUAAUAUGGAGCAGCCAGGUACUCCUGGCAGAAGAGGAGGUGUUUUGAGCGAGUACCAUGGUCAGCCUUUGCCUCCUUUCCUUCAGCAAGGUGGUCCUCGUAGGCAUAGCGCCAACACAGAGUAUAGCACCGGUGUUAUCUACCCUCACCAAGCUCCAGGUAAUAACAACAGGCGAGCCAGUGACCCAGUUCGUGCCGCUGCUGACCCUCAAGCUCUUCCCAAGCGCUUCAAUAGCCUUAAUAAUGUAGCCAUGAUGGGCCGAAGGAAUGCACUGCAACACCGUGGCUCUGACACCAGCCUUGCCCGCCAUAUGUAUUCCCCCCGGCCUCCGAGCAUUACGGAGAAUGUAAUGAUGGAAGCUAUAGGUAUGGAGCCCCACCACGCUGACAACAGGGAUCGCUCCAUGAUGUUGCCACCUGGAGAGAGAAACUUCAUGGGAUAUCAGCAACACAAUCACACCCUUGGAGGAGUAGAUGGAGGUCCCAUUUCAACUCAGCUGUCCCCGAGCCAUGAUGCCUUGAGCUGCCCUGAGAGGGGUUACAUGCAGCGGCAGUACCCGAGCCAGGGAGGGGACAUCACUGCCAGCGCUGGUGUAAAUCCAAUGGCACAGGCAAGACCUGUUCAUUCAGAGGGCAUGUCAAAUGCACUUCUGCAACAAGCUGAGUACAGUAUGAGCAACUGCCAGCUCAGUCCCUCUGGUCCCCAUUACCCUAGUGUAGGCCAAGGUGGUGACACUGGAGGUCCUUGGAACGACAACCAUAGCCAGGUCCAAACAUCCAGCCAUCCUCUUCAGAACCAGCAAGCUAUGCAGUAUUCAGAAACUAGCUUGCACCCACAACAAACCCAGGCUCACUUCAACAAUCAAACAGGCCUCUACAACAGUUCAGAUGGAACCCACAAACUCAUAAUCAAGCCUGAGCAGCAGUUCCACCCUGGGAUGGGAGCUGGAGAUGCCUGUCAGAGCGCUAAGCUCCAUCAGCAACGCAUGCUUCUGCAGCAAACACAGGGUUACCCACAACAAACAGGGCAGGUAAUGAUGAGGAACUCUAACAACCCCAGGUGUGACUUUCAAGGGCCAAACCAAAACCCUUUUCCUAGUGGAGAGGGAUUAAGUCUGGGCUGUGCUGGCUCUGCACUGGCUGACGGUCAGAGGUCAGAAACCCCAAUGAUGCAGGUAAAGGAGAUGAUGGUGAGGAAUUAUGUGCAGUCCCAGCAAGCACUCAUGUGGGAACAGCAGCAAGAGCAGCAGCAGAGUGGAUUAAAACCUUCUCCUCUCUCUGACAAUAUGGAUCUGAGCAGUCAGGCAGCGAUGAUGCAACACAGUCCACAGCACCAAAACCAGAACCUUUAUUCCAACCAGACCUAUCCUUACCCCAACCAGAACCUGGUCAUGAGUCCUCAGGCCCACAGCCGUGUGCCAAGCUCAGUAACACCUAAAGACCAGCAGAUGGCAGGUCUCCAAGGUUCAUGUUAUAACCAGGAAAUGGUGGUCCCCAGACCUCCUCAGGGGCGAAAACCUCUCAGCCGCCAGAGUAGUCUGUCACAGGUGGGAGGAGGCUACCUUGGCAGCCCACCACAUCUGAGCCCUGUUCACUCCACUUCCAGUCCCAGGCGAGGCGUUCGACUUCCUCCUGUCCAGCAUCCGCAGCAUCCCCAGAAUGAAAUGUUCUCUCCUUCCAACAACAACAACAACGUAUACUACUCGGGUCAGAUAAACAUCGGUAUGGAGAAAAACAUGGACGCUCAAAACGGGCCUUGCCUUAACCAGCAGCAUAGUAUGGGGUCCAGUCUGGACCCAGUAGGUGGCACAAAGUCCACCCCUUUGGCUAACUAUCCUGAGUCUGGCCCCAUUUCAAACGCCCUAGAAAACUUGGACUUGGACAAUGCUCGCAUAGACUUCACUUCCAUUAUCGACGAUGCUGACUCUUCGUCGUUCAGCGACGUCAACAAUCCCAUCCAAGGUCAACCGGGAUCUUCCUCCCAGGCCUCAUCCCGCCUCACCACACCCCAGACUUCUGUCAGCUUGGCUGCUGGGUCUGGCCUGUCUAACAUGGCUGUGGGCGACAUGACAUCCAUGCUAUCCUCACUAGCUGGGGAGAAUAAGUACCUGAAUACACUGUCUUAGAAGACAACUCCUUGGCAGCUAAACAGAAAUAAGGCUAACAAUCACAAACUGGCCUUUACCAGGUUAAAUGCAACCACCCUAAAGUUUCAGAAAAGAAAACAAAUUCUGUUCCUUAACAUGAUUUUUUUCUCAUACAUUAUAAGAAAACUGAGUUGUGUAAAAACAGAAAAAGUUUUAAAACAGAAUAAAAAUCUGUGCUGUUGUAUACCUGUAUGCUUUUAUAUGUAAACUGAACAUCUUCCAUAUUUUUAAAACCAGGAUCCCGAGCUGGCGAGCAUCUUUUAAUACUUCUCUGGAAAAUUUUAGUUGAGACCAACCAGCUACUAUUGUGAUCCCUCCACACAGAUCGAAACUUUACAAAUCCUCACCCAAAAACCUUAAAACCAAAGGUGCCUGAUCAGCGUCUCUCAGAGUUCUCCUGCUGCCUCGGUACUCUGUGUUUUUCUGUGCCUUACUGUUACACACGGAGCUGUUUGCCUGAAUGACGCUGAACUCUUUUCUGAACGGGCAUUCCAGUCACGUAUGGAGCACAGAAGGAAACAUGUAAAUAAGUUUAUACAGCGUGUCAUGUAUGUGACAUUAGAUAAUAUCCCGUCUUAAUAGACUGCUUGGUUUCUGAAGGCUAAUGCUGAGGGAUGUCAUAAGAAAAUGUUUGACAAGUUAAGAGAAAAAAAUGCUUUUAGUGAUCGUGAAAUCAUUUUUCCUUAUCGCUGAGGAUUUCUUCCUUAUCAGGAGCAACACAGUAUGCUACCAGAGCAAUGUCAGUAUUCCCACACAAACACACUUUCCCCCUGCACGUGACCGCACAGAGACACUCAGGAUGUGUUUGAAUCUUUGGUGUUCACAUUACAUGUAUGUUGUAAUUGCCUUUCCAGACAGAGAGUUUGCACUCCACAUGUUUACUGUAAUUAUUCUUAAAGCAGCUGUGUAUGUAUUUUUUUUCCAUUUGUGUUUAUAACUGAGGUUCAUACAAUGAGCAAAGCUCGAACAUAACAAGUAUCCACAAUCCCCACUACAUGACAAUAUGUGUAAUAUACUCAAACAUGCCUUUACUCAAAGUUAACCUCACCUACAGCUCAUACGUGACUCAGCUGAGUAUGGUGGGUAUUCAAGCUACUGGAUACAAAUCGACUCAGCUGGUCUGUACAGAUUAUUAAUAGUUGCCUAACUGUUGAGAAUCUGAGGUACAUUCAGAGUACGGUGCUGCUGCACUUUGGCUCUAAUCCCAAAGAGGAGUUGCAUGAAAAAUGUUGCGUUAAUAGUCCACAACAGGGCAUCGGGAUGAGUGAGGGUUUUUUUAAGUAAAUAAUUGCUACCACUGUUGUAAAAUGUUCGUUUUCUUGGUACACUGAGGUACUUUUGUGCAACUUUUGAGCUGUAUGAUGCAGAAGUAAGCUGCAGCGCUUUAUAUGAGAACUAAUUUUAUACUGUGGCUUUGCACUGACUGCAGCACUGUGUGUCUCCGUCUCUUAUUACUAAUAACAUGAACCUCUUAUUUUUUUGACAAUAAAGAAUAUUUGCAGUAUUUUUUUAAAUAGUCAUUCAAGAACACACCUGACCGUGCCUACACUCAGCAAAGCCACAUUAAAGUAUUGUUGAAGCAUUUCACAUGACUUUUCAGCUUAUAAUAAUAAUGAUGCCACUGUAAAGUUUGCUAAGCAUUAGCAGGAAUGAGGGGGAGAGAAUCUACCAAAGACAUCUACAAAUGAGAAAAACAUGCACAAAUAGUCUAUUUUUAACACAACACUAACACUAGAAAUAAGGGCAUGAACAUUGACUGAUAGUGCUAUGCUUUAGAAUGUAUGAAAUGUUUUGUAAAAAAAAAUAUUGUCUUUUUAUAUUAAUGAACUUCAUGAAUGUUGCCUUCUAUGUGUGCAUUUUUUAUGUAACUGUCACCUUUCAUUCUGACUUUUUUGCUGGCAAAAGAAUAUCACCUGUAGCAACCGAAAGUUAAAAUAGCAGCAAUAACUAUAUUAGACGAAAGCCAAGUGUUAUAUUUUGUGUACAAUUUUCUACAUUUUUAUACACAUGUGCUAUAUUUUACCAUUUUAUGAAUAAACAUGUUCAGUUUGGGAUGGAUGCAGAA
Molecule: messenger RNA, 6918 nt
Organism: Oreochromis niloticus (Nile tilapia)
Lineage: Eukaryota; Metazoa; Chordata; Actinopteri; Cichliformes; Cichlidae
Gene: gli1
Product: GLI family zinc finger 1
Exons: 13
Coding region: 393-4832 (1479 amino acids)
Biological process (GO): smoothened signaling pathway; regulation of transcription by RNA polymerase II
Cellular component (GO): nucleus
Molecular function (GO): RNA polymerase II cis-regulatory region sequence-specific DNA binding; DNA-binding transcription factor activity, RNA polymerase II-specific
Source: RefSeq, a predicted model, not a curated record